AUGCGUCUCGACUAUGUCCCCAACCCACCCACCGACCUCUCCCCCGAGGACCAAGAGGUGCUGGAACGAGUCAAAGUCCGGCGCGGGUCCAUGGGCCUGAUUCCCCUGGACCUGACACUCCUGCACGCGCCCAAAAUCGCCGACGGCUGGAACGCCCUCCUCGGCGCCGUGCGCACCAAGAACUCGCUGCCGGACGACCUCCGCGAAAUCGCCAUCUGCCGGCCCGCGCUGAUCAACCAGGCCUGGUUCGAGUGGAACGCACACGCGCCCAUCCUGCUCAAGGCCGAGGGCUUCACGGAGGAGAAGUUGGGCGUGGUGCGCGACCUGCAUCCCAAGGACAAAGGCGCGCUGGACGAUCGGCAGUGGGCGGUCCUACGCUUUGCCGACGCCAUGACGAGAGACAUCAAGGUUCCUCAGGCGCUGUUUGACGAGGUGAAAGGGAGUGGGUUCACGGAUCAGCAGAUGGUCGAGUUGACUGCCACGGUCGCCAGCUAUAAUCUUGUCAGUCGGUUCUUGGUCGCUUUGGAUGUUGGUGAGCAGAAUGAGAAGGUGCCCGAGUGGGCGAAGUAG
Molecule: messenger RNA, 570 nt
Organism: Exophiala bonariae
Lineage: Eukaryota; Fungi; Ascomycota; Eurotiomycetes; Chaetothyriales; Herpotrichiellaceae
Exons: 2
Coding region: 1-570 (189 amino acids)
Molecular function (GO): peroxiredoxin activity
Source: RefSeq, a predicted model, not a curated record